AUGGAGGUUGCUCGGACACAAGCAGCAAGAGAACCCCAGUCAACAGUAGAGGAAACUUUGUCUCUCAAGAGUGUUUUUUAUUUGGUCAUGCAAGCUCAAGGUUUCAUGUUUGAUGGUGGAGAUGAGUGUGCAACAGUUGUCUAUGAGGAUGAUGAAGAAGAAGAAAUGCCCGGUACAGGGAUACGUUGGACUGUUAUUGGAGAAGCAAUGGGAGCAAGUGAACAACUAGAGCUGCGUCGAAGUUCGAGAAUAAGAGAGCUCUAUGCUGAAGAGGAAUUUGAUUCUAAAGAAGAGGAAUUUGACAAUGAGGAUGGGCUGGAUGGCAUGGAUGAAGAUGAAUGA
Molecule: messenger RNA, 342 nt
Organism: Miscanthus lutarioriparius
Lineage: Eukaryota; Viridiplantae; Streptophyta; Magnoliopsida; Poales; Poaceae
Source: the annotation of a GenBank genome assembly